AGAUCCAGCUGCCUCCCGAAAUAAUUUCUGUCUCGGGCGUCUGGAAGUAGGCUCGGACGAUGUCGAUCACGGUUCAAUAUCAUCGCCUCCUCAACUGAUUCGGGAGACGUAUGGAGAAGAAACGAAAGGGAGCAGUUUAAGUCCAGCUGUAAAAGCAGAAGAGAAAAUGAACGCAAAGAGAAAUAGUGAGACUUGAGAAAUAUCAACGGAAAUGAACAUGACCGCGAUCUAUACUGAUGCAAAACAAUCGCUGUCUCCCAAAAAGUAUGCAGACAACCACACUAUGAUAAUAUAUGCACCUCCCGCUCCAAACCAUAUCACGGUCUCCCGACGGUACUUUCUCCUACAUCCACGAACACUGGCUCCGAAUAAAUGUGUAGACAACCACAUAUUAACAAUAUCCCAUCUCUCACAAAAACACCCCUUAUGGCCGUCGAUAGUACUCCCUCCUCCUUCCCCCAUCCUCGACAACCACCCUCUCCCUCUCCCUCUCCAUAGUCCUCGCCGACAUCCUCGGGUUCGUCUCAUAAGUAAUACUCCUACUCCGCCUCAUCCCCUCCUCCUCAAUAUACCUGUCGCUCGCCCUGGGCGGGGCCCCAGCACCCUCCACAUAUCUAUAAGCAGGCGCCAUCUCCACACUCCUCCUCGGUUCCGGGCCAGGAUCAAUCCGUUCCCUCACCCUUUCCCGCUCGAUGUACACUUCCUCCCCGCCUCGACUCCCGUGUCUGCUCUUCUUCGUAUUCGCAUUACUAACACUCACGCUCGCCCUGCUCGCGCGCGGACUGCCCCUCCUCUUCUCCUCCUCCACCUCCACCAAUUCAAUCCUCGGCACAGGAGGCGGGGCAGGAACUCUCACGACUUGAGGCGGGGUCCCGAUACGGAUAAUAGGUGUUGAGGUUCGAGGGGCUUGUAUGAAUUGUGCGGGAUGGGGAGAAGA
Messenger RNA from Hyaloscypha bicolor E, 937 nucleotides. RefSeq lists its product as uncharacterized. Bases 212 to 895 code for a protein of 227 amino acids. The transcript has a single exon. NCBI's taxonomy places the organism in Eukaryota, Fungi, Ascomycota, Leotiomycetes, Helotiales, Hyaloscyphaceae. The record is from RefSeq and is a predicted model, not a curated record.